AUGGCGACUCCGAUCGGUUUUCCUCGUGUCCCUUCGACUGUCAGGGCCCUGGUCGAUGAAGCCAUUGGGUCGGAUGCAUCCGCGCGCAUCGCCACCGACAUUCUGGCGAUCGCGCAGGGUGUGACCAACACCCAGGCCGACCUCGACAUACUGAGGAACGGAGUCUCGGAUGUUACCGAAGUGCUCGAGAACAAGAUCCGAGACAUGUGGGAGCUUCUUCAAGCCGAGUUGAGGGAAGAGCGUGAUUUGAUCACGCUCAACUCGAUUGUAAACGAUCGACUCAUCGAGUUUGAUGAGCGGAUCCACCGGGACAACGAGAAGCGUGCUGGAUCGCUAUCCAUGCAGCUUGCUGAGACGAUCUGCCACAUCAAGCAGUACCCGGACGCGCUACAGCAAAUCCAGAUCAUUAUCUCAAAUGCUGAAGCGCGCGUCGCUGCGGUUGAACAGAAUGCUACUCACCGCAUCGAAGUCAUCAGAUCUGAGAUGAGUCGUGCUCUCUACGAUCAUAAGGAGAGUAACCGAGCUCUUAUCGAUCAGCUUACUGCUCGUGUUCAGUAUCUCGAGAGCGCCCAUGUCCGCAGAGGCGGUUCUGAUAGAUCGACGCCUUCACGACCGGAACGAACGCAGUUCUUCGAUAUCAGCGACCAUGAUGGGGAAACCCCACGUCCUGCGGACUUGCCACCAGUUCCUGGUGCACUAUUCCCUGGCGAGCUCAGCAACGAGUCGCUGACGAACAUCUUGGUGAAAGUCGUGGUCAAAGUAAUCUUGUUGAGCCCGUUCGACAAAAUUAUGGCCAAACGUCAGCUUCUUCUUCGGGAAGAUCGCCGAAUCCCGCCGUUCCUCCCGCAAAUGCCGUUGGAGCAACUUCCGGUCAGGCUCCGAGCCUCAGGCCAUUCCCUGCCGAGGAUGCUUUUCGCACUGACGUUCGACACGUCCCUGAGACUCGAAGCUUUGCUCCUGAGCCACGGGAAAGGGCCGUCGAGAUGGUACAACGCUAUGCUCGGCCGAUCAAGCCUAGUUGGCGACGGUGCCAGCGCCCCUAUUCUCCACAGAGAGACUGGCACCUUGACAUUGGCACCAAGCGCGAGCGUCACAGCUACGCUUCGACCUGCCACGAAUACCGAUGCUAUGCCUCCGAUGCCCACCUUCAAUGCCAGAACAUCUGUUCCUGCACCAAGUGCCGUUCCAUCCGGGUUCGGUGGGCCACCACCUGCGCCUCACGGACACGAUGGUCCCUCUGGCGGUGAUGGCCCCAACGAUAAUGGGGGUGCGUAUGGCGGUGGUUUCGGCGGCAUGGGUGGUCCGCCCGAUGGAGGUCUUGAUCCGCCAAGCGUUCGACCUUCCGGACGACCGAGUGGGAGCGAUGUUUUCCAGUCCGAGCGAUGCACCGGAACAUUCCCGACCACCGUUCGACGGAUAUGUCUCGUUUGCCUGGAGAGACAGACGGGUACUCCGCCUGGUCCCAACGAGUCGGGACCUGGUGGGCCCAAGGGCGAUGGAUCGUUGAGCGAUGCGAAGAAGGCGAAGUGUAAGUCCUUCCGGCUCGAUCCUGAGCCUGAGCCCGCCCAGCUGCGACGCUGGAUUGUUGACAUGAAAGAGCGGGUUGCCAACGCAUUCGCAUACAAUCCGGGAUACGCUCUCUCUUGGGUUGAAAUUCCCGAUGGUACCCGUUACGAGGACCUUCUGGAAGAAUGCAAGUACGGAAUGCUCGUGAACGAAUGCAAUUCGGCGACUCGACUUUCAAGCUCCGUUGAUCUUGUGAAGACCACGAUUGAUCGGUUUACGCACGGAUCCGAGCAGGAAAGGCUAGAGGCCUUCACCAACCGGUGGGAUCAUGUCCUUGCUGGCAUUUCCGUCGAUCGCCCUGAAGAUCCAUUCCUCUGUGCCCUCUUCUACGAGCAGGUACGUGAGUUCCGAUGCCUUGAGCUCGAUAUGCAAUUGUGGGACAGAGAUGUUUCCGUGUGGAACUACGCAUAUUUGCGAACCGUUUGCGUCAAUGCGAUUACAACUUGGCGUAGACGGCGCAAUGAGGAGGCGAUCCUCUUCUGCGCAGUGCCGUUAUGCUGCACCUGCGCACGGAAGUCCACACCGGAGAAGCUCGCCGAGGCGAUCAUCGCCCAGACGAUCUUCCCCGAGACGCGGUUCGCCGAGGCGGUACUCUCGCAGCCCCGGAAGAGCUGCCCCUGCUCCAACACGCCGAUCUCCUUCACGAUCCCCGCGAGGAGUCCGGCAUAUGCUUCUAUUACGGACGAGGCAAUGACAGCGUCCUCCUCUGGAGACUUCACGUUCGCUUGUGCUGCAUCGUUCGAUGUGGCGUGUCCGUCGGUCAAGCGGAAGACAGUAUCGUUUGGGGAUACUGAAACCCGCAUGAUUGAGUCUUCUUUCCCGGAGCCAGUCUUUGGUCCCGUCAAUCGCGAGAGGAAUCUGAACUAUUCGUGGCCACAAGAUAUCCGUGGUCUGAAUAGUGCUCGCGAGCGGCGCAGGGCUCACAUGAAGGCCGUGCUUUGGAGAGAGCAGGCUUUGCUCGACGACGUUGAUGCCAAAACGUUAGGAAAUGAUGCUUGUGUUCUGGAGCUCACGCUUUCAAAGCGUAGCGCCUGCGAAGUCUUUGCUGCUGCUGUCAAGUCCAUCAAGAGGGACCGCCAAUGGAAGACCAACAUCAAGGGUGUGGCGCAUAUGCGCAUUGACGGCCUUGAUGAGCUGAUUGAGGCUUAUGCUUUGGAGAGCACCCCGAGUCUCCUUUCCCUUGGGAAACGAUGUAAGGAGCUCGGUUACCGAUUCAUAUGGGAUCCUUACUGUGAUCCAAUUUUCUUUGACCCCAACGGGAGGCGACUCAAGGUCGAUGUGAUAAACAACAUCCCCUACCUCACUCCUAGUGAGACUGAGGUUGUGGCUGGACGUCCUGAUCUCCCACGAGUUUACCCGGCUCUCCCAGCGCCUAUUAUAGUCCAUGAAAAGGUUGUUGCAGCUGGUGAGGAGCCUGUUGACGAGCUUGAUGAUAUUGGAGAGCUCGACCUUGACAUGCCUGGUGCCAAAGGUGCUCGAAAGAAUCCUGACGAUCAAAAGAAGGCACCUGAAAAGUCCAAGCCUCAGUCGCCGCCCGAUGAGCCAAGAGCGCGCGAUCUGAGGGAGGAGGCAAAGUCGGACUCCCCACGCGAUAAAGGGUUUGAGAAGUUUGGCGAGCAUGUUACCAUCGGGAGAACGAAUGCCGAUACGCUGCGAGCGUUCCAACAGGUCUUUGGCGAUCUCAAAGAUGUGAACUCGUGUUCCAUGGAUGUAGAGAGAAGGUAUGCUCCUUCGGGAAUCCGGGAAAUCUACUGUGAUAAAGCCCGCGAGUUCAUAUCGACCUGUAAGAAAGUCGGCAUUUCCGUGAAGCACUCCACCCCUGGAAGGCCCCGGACUAACGCUAUUGCCGAGAGCAAGGUGAAGCUUGUUCUUCAUGGUGCACGCGUGGCACUGAGACAAGCAGGAUUAAGCGCCAAAUUCUGGCCCUAUGCUUGCAAGCACUUCUUCCAUGCUCGCAACAUCGAGCUACGCGAAGGCCACAGUGCUUACAUGUUGCGAUUCGAUGGGGCCGAAUUUGAUGGACAAAUCCUUUCGUUUGGAUGCCUUGUUGACUUCUUUCCAACGCCGGCACGAAAACAGAACCGGCGAAAUCAGAGAGACGAAGUCGUUAUACUCGGUGAUGGUGAAGAGUAUGCUGUCCCUGCUCCUGGGGAUGAUGGAUUGAUUGACGUCGAGGCUGGUUUCGAUGACGAUGGAUUUCUCGAAUGGAUCGACGACGGAGGCGAUGAUCAGUCAGGAGUUCUCCAAGGUGGAGAAGUCGACCAGCGAUUUCCAUCCUAUCAGCCUCCCAGUAAAUUCUCGCCUACCAGCAAACCUGGUAUCUUUCUAGGGUACCACUUUGAGAAUGGGGGCAAGUGGGAUGGUGAUUACAUUGUCGCUGAUCUUGAGGAUUUCAAGCGCGACGCCACGCGUGCAAGUGUUCAUCAGGUUAAGAAGGUGUACAGUUCGCCUAAAGAACGAUGGACAUUUCCGAUGCUGGCGGUGUACGAUAAACAAACUCGCUCGGUAUGCCUCAAUGAUCCUGCGAUGCAAUCUAACAUACCGAAGCCGAGUGAGUGCCUGGAUGCUUCCGACAUGAUCGAGCUCGAGGAUAUCGAUGAAAUAUUCGCCCUCGACGAGCCGACGCGAAUGACCGAUGAUGACAUUCAGCGGGCUCGCGAGGCCGAGUUACGAGCCGAAUCCUGUCACGGAGGAUAUAAGAGCCGCGUAGCGAUCUAUGAAACUGGGUAUGCCUUCGGUAAAACGAGACUGAUGCAACUCUGGACCGGCACCGUUGAAUUCUUUGAUGAUGGCUUCGCCCCACCCAAGAAGAAGCUGCCCCCGUAUCAUGGGUCUGAGAUCCUGGAGGGCGAGGGGGGUUUGCCCUAUCAACAGCGUGUGCCGCGAGCAGAGCGCUCGUACCGAGGCUCUAGGAAGCCAAAUUCCAUCGACUCCGAGUCAUGGCGUAGCAUGAAUCGCGCUGAGCGGGAAGGAUACGUUGAGGCUGACCGCCGUGAGGCUGAGUCUCAUGCCAUGUCACGGGAAGACUCCCGUGAUGCCGCGCCCGUUGACAUUGCUUUCGACUCUGACUACGAGUCGAGUGCCGAGCGGCACGAUAAAGACUACUGGUAUCACGAUGUCGCAGCUGGCACGAUCACUCGAUUUCAUGUGAUCGAGCGCCGAGCGCGGUUUAAUCCGACCUCAGUCAAAGACUGUCCAGUUGAUCCAGCAACCCCAACCGAUGUUCGGGUAACAAUGGCUAUGACCAAUGGUACGAAGUUUACGAUUCAAGACUCCUGGCGAGUGCGUGAUACGCGUUCUCUGCCGUGCCGAUGGACGGGCAAGACCAUCUUCGUCAUUGGUUCAUCUGCCAAAACGCAAGUGAAAGUUCGUACCACCAUGCCGAGUAAGGAUGGUACUGAACGUCGCGUGCAGACUGCCAAUGGAUACUAUGGUCAUGCGCUACGAGCGAAGGCACGAACUACCAUUCCUGCCAAAUCUUGA
Molecule: messenger RNA, 5049 nt
Organism: Symbiodinium sp. CCMP2592
Lineage: Eukaryota; Dinophyceae; Suessiales; Symbiodiniaceae
Source: the annotation of a GenBank genome assembly